UGGAGAUUCUUUUUGAGCAAAGUGAACAGCGAUUUUGCUUUCCGUCUGUACAAAAUCGUUGUGUCUGGUGGUCAGUCCCAGAACGUGUUCUUCUCUCCACUGAGUGUGUCCACAGCACUGGCUGCACUGUCUUUAGGAGCAGGUGGCGAGACUCAUCAACAGCUUUUCAGUGGCCUCGGCUUUAAUGGUUCUGUUUUUACGAGUCAGGGGAUGCAUCUAGCUUUCCAUGAUCUCAUGCAAAACCUCAAUCAGAGGUCAGGGGUUGACCUGGAUGUGGGCACUGCCCUCUAUAUCCAUGACACCUUUAAAACUUAUCCAGAAUUUCUGGAGAAUCUUAAACUUUUUUAUCUCUCUGAUGGCUCCUCUGUUGAUUUUACAAAGACAACUGAGACCAUAAAUCAGAUCAACACAUAUGUAAGUGAAAAAACACACGGCAAAAUCAGCAAAUUCAUUCAAAACCUAAGUCCAGGUACCAUCAUGUGUCUGCUCAGCUAUAUAUAUUUCAAAGGUAAAUGGUCCAUCCCAUUUAACCCCCGAAUGACUAGAGAAGACCAGUUCCAUGUGGAUAAAGAGACAACUGUUCCAGUUCAAAUGAUGUUUGUGGAUGAUUAUUUUUACAGCUACUAUGAUCAUCAACUGUCUGUCAGAGUCCUUCGUCUCAAUUAUAAGGAUUCAUUCUCCAUGAUUCUGGCUCUGCCUUAUACAAACAUUACUCAUUUAGAGGAGACUUUGCAUCCAUACCACCUAACCAAGUGGCAAAUAUUUAUGUCAGAAAGGAAGUACAAUGUCUUUCUCCCUAAACUGACCCUAAAAACUUCUUAUACCAUGAAAGCCCUUCUGGCUAAAAUGGGAUUUAAGGAUAUGUUCACAGAUGAAGCUAACUUCUCUGGGAUUUCUGAUGGAAAUCUAUCAGUUUCUGAGGUUAUACAUAAAGCCACUCUAGAUGUGGAUGAAGUUGGAACUGAAGCAACAGCAGUGACUGGGAUAUUUGGUUUAGGUUCUGCUCCACUUUUUCCUGAAACACUGCAGUUUAAUCGCCCAUUUAUGAUGUUUAUAGUCAACCAAAAAACAAACGAUGUCCUCUUCAUGGGGAAAAUUGUAAAUCCAGCUAUUUCCGAGGUCAACCAGUAAUAAACCUAUCUCUGCAGCAAGGUUUCUAAUCUAGUAUACAGUGUUAAAGUAAUAGAAGACGCGCUAUCUAAUUUUAAUGCAAUACAAAUUUAGUUGUGUAGCACUUUUAACAACGAAUUUUGUCACCAAGCAGCUUUACAGAAAUAAAAAUUCUGGAUUAAGCGUAUAAUUUUUAAGUUCUAUUAGUUAGUUCCUUCUAAUAGAAGGAACCUUCAAAGAACCAGGUUCAAAAGGAAACCAUCCACAUUUGGGUGAAACCAGCAUGAUUAUAAAGAAAUGUCCUCUGAAACUUUAUUCUUCUUCAGUCCUAAAACUAUUCAAGCAAUUGCAGUUACAAGCUGUUGUAGAAAAAAAAAAAACUAAAAAUAAUAAGUGGUAUUAUUUUAAAUGGGGAA
Messenger RNA from Clarias gariepinus (North African catfish), 1526 nucleotides. RefSeq names its product serine protease inhibitor A3M-like. The annotation marks the transcript as partial. The record is from RefSeq and is a predicted model, not a curated record. NCBI's taxonomy places the organism in Eukaryota, Metazoa, Chordata, Actinopteri, Siluriformes, Clariidae. Gene Ontology annotation, molecular function: serine-type endopeptidase inhibitor activity. Gene Ontology annotation, biological process: negative regulation of endopeptidase activity. The transcript is spliced from 4 exons.